Durio zibethinus is the source of this 1657-nucleotide messenger RNA. RefSeq names its product abscisic acid 8'-hydroxylase 4-like. Gene Ontology annotation, molecular function: heme binding; iron ion binding; (+)-abscisic acid 8'-hydroxylase activity. Gene Ontology annotation, biological process: sterol metabolic process. The record is from RefSeq and is a predicted model, not a curated record. Lineage: Eukaryota; Viridiplantae; Streptophyta; Magnoliopsida; Malvales; Malvaceae.
CCAAGCCACCUCACCUUCUCCCCCCACUGAUAUCAUCUUCACAACAAAGCAUCGUUCACCAUAUAUUCCCUAAUCCUUUUUGCCAUAACCUAUUGCUAGCUGCAACACCACAAUCUCAUUGGGCAAAGGGAGAGAGAGAGAGAGGGAAACAGAGAGGGACUACAUUUUUUCUAUGGAGACUGUUUCUAUUUUACCAUACGUAAUUCUCUUUCUCUUCACUCUUCUUUCAUUUCCAUUCAUAAGGAAGCAAAAGAGUGGACUUCCUAUAAAAAGAUUUAAGCUUCCGCCAGGUUCAAUGGGUUGGCCAUAUAUUGGAGAAACUCUCCAACUCUACUCUCAAGACCCAAAUAUCUUCUUUUUGACAAAGCAAAAGAGAUAUGGAGAAAUAUUCAAAACCCACAUUCUUGGUUGCCCUUGCGUCAUGCUGGCCAGCCCUGAAGCUGCAAGGUUUGUGCUGGUGACUCAUGCUCACUUGUUCAAGCCAACGUACCCCAAAAGCAAAGAGAAGCUGAUUGGCCCUUAUGCGCUAUUCUUUCACCAGGGUGAAUGCCACACUCAACUAAGGAAGUUGGUUCAAAGAACACUAGCCCCUGAUGCCAUCAGGAAGUUAAUUCCUGAUAUCGAAGAAAUAGCUGUUUCUGCCAUGGACUCAUGGGCUGCCUCUGGACAAGUUAUAAACACCUUGUAUGAGAUGAAGAAGUUCUCUUUUGAAGUCGGCAUUCUUUCCAUUUUUGGUCACUUGGAUAGAGGCUACAAAGAGAAGUUGGAGGAGAACUACCAGAUAGUUGAUAAAGGUUACAACUCUUUCCCUACAAACAUUACUGGGACUGCAUAUCACAAAGCACUCCUUGCAAGGAAAAGGCUGAAUCAGAUUCUGGGUGAAAUAAUUUGUGAGAGAAAGGAGAAAAGGCUGGCGGAGAAGGACCUUUUGGGCCAUUUAUUGAACUUCAAGGAUGAAAAGGGGCAAACUUUGACUGAAGAACAAAUUGCUGAUAACAUCAUUGGAGUACUUUUUGCUGCCCAGGACACAACAGCCAGUGUUAUAACAUGGAUUCUCAAAUUCCUCCAUGAUGACCCGAAACUUCUGGAAGCUGUUAAGGCAGAGCAAAAGGUGAUAUACGGGUCAAACGAUGGAGGAAAGAGGCCCCUAACAUGGGCACAGACAAGGAGCAUGCCUCUUACAUAUAGGGUUGUGCUAGAGAGCUUGAGGAUGGCAAGCAUCAUAACUUUCACAUUCAGGGAAGCAGUAGUUGAUGUGGAAUAUAGGGGAUACCUAAUACCCAAGGGUUGGAAAGUGAUGCCAUUGUUCAGGAAUAUUCAUCACGACCCAGAAUUCUUUUCUGAUCCUCAUGAAUUUGAUCCAUCUAGAUUUGAGGUAGCUCCAAAACCCAAUACCUUCUUACCAUUUGGCAACGGCGUUCAUUCUUGCCCCGGCAACGAGUUAGCCAAGCUGGAGGCUCUCAUUUUGGUUCACCAUUUUGUAACAAGAUUUAGGUGGAAGGUGGUGGGUUCUCAAAGUGGGAUUCAAUAUGCCCCAUUCCCAGUCCCUCAACAAGGAUUUCCAGCCAGAUAUUGGAAAGAAUCCAGCAGUUUUAUUCAACAUGUGUGCCCUUAGGCCGAUCCCAUGUUACAGGAUUGGGAAAGAGUCCAUCCAGCA